UAUAAAAAAAAUAAAAAAUAAAAAAACCUCAGUCCAGGGCGGUGCGUUUUGCUGACUCUUCUUCUCCUUCCCCCAAUCCCUAAUCCCUCUUUCUUCGUUUCAGUUCAAUCUCUCUCUCUCUCUCUCUUCCCAAUUCGCAAGUUUCACUGCACAAUCACACUGCAUAUACCUAUUCAUUUAGCCACGAACUUCACAUUGGGGUGGUUGCAGCAACAAGUUUCUCACACCAGAGAGGGCACACGAUUUGGACUAAGAGUGUGGUAUUUGAGGUAAAAAUGGGAGUUAUUCAGAAGUUUUUCGUUGCAUCACUGUUCAUGUGGGCAAUUCCUAUUGCAAUAUUAUAUGCUUUUAACCAUAAUAUACUUCCUGGAGCAUCCAAUUUGUCCCCUUACUCUAUGACACUAGUGAGUGGAUUUCUUGCUGUCAUAUCUGUCAAUGUGGUGAUAGCAUUUUACAUAUAUUUGGCAUUGAGAGAACCUGCGGCGGAUAAACCCGAGCCUGAUCCUAAAUUUCUUGCUGAGGCCAAAGCUAGCAUCAAUCAGUCUACAGGGGAUGCUCAACAACCUUCCCAGGCUCUCAAGAAAGAACAGUAGAUGUGAUGCAGGACUACAAAAGGGGGAGGACCUUAACUUGGGAGGAAUUGUUACUAGAUCAAGGUUAAAGAAGCUACAAGAGGAUAUUAAUAUGAAGAUGAUUUCACUUGUGGAGAAGGAUGAUGGAUGGGACCUAAAGAUCAUAAAUUUAAACCUACUUCUAGAUUAGGAUUGCUUAAUUUUGUGGACUUUAAGUGUUUUCUUUUAUUAAAGCCUAUUAUGUUAUGUGUUGGGCCUUUUUAGUUAUACGGGGCAUUUUUCAUUAGUGUUAGUAUAAUAGGUUUUUAUGACACGAGUAGGAAUUUUUUGAUUAAUGAAAAUUUAUCUUGUUAAUUGAGAGUGCUUCUCUUUGGUUC
This is a messenger RNA of Glycine soja, 949 nucleotides long. RefSeq lists its product as uncharacterized. The coding region runs from base 276 to 593 and encodes 105 amino acids. Gene Ontology annotation, cellular component: endoplasmic reticulum membrane. NCBI's taxonomy places the organism in Eukaryota, Viridiplantae, Streptophyta, Magnoliopsida, Fabales, Fabaceae. Gene Ontology annotation, biological process: vacuolar proton-transporting V-type ATPase complex assembly. The transcript is spliced from 3 exons. The record is from RefSeq and is a predicted model, not a curated record.